Molecule: messenger RNA, 870 nt
Organism: Anarrhichthys ocellatus (wolf-eel)
Lineage: Eukaryota; Metazoa; Chordata; Actinopteri; Perciformes; Anarhichadidae
Product: protein limb expression 1 homolog
Exons: 4
Coding region: 186-851 (221 amino acids)
Biological process (GO): autophagosome maturation
Cellular component (GO): cytoplasm
Source: RefSeq, a predicted model, not a curated record
GAAAAGGAGAGUAGAGGGUCUUUCAGAUUUUGAGUUUAUUCCUCAUGGUGUUCCCAUCCUGAGCUGUGAUGGCGGACGUGGCUGCUCAAUUCUAGCGUCAUGUGUGUUGUUUUGAUGGAUCAUUUUGAUGAGAAAAGUGGACUGAUUGUAUUUGAGGCCGCUGUGGAAGCAAACACCGGGUAAAGAUGAGCGAAGUGGAGGUGGAGGAGAGCAUCAUGUCAUACCUGUCACAGAGUGAGACUGACACCAGCACCAAAGACUUGAAUGUAGUGGCCAUGCUCCAUAACUUCUGGGAGCAGAGGCAGACAGGUCGGUUGAAUGGUUCCUCCAGUGAAUCAGAUGGUUCUGUUGGGGACGCAGCCAUCCACACGGAGAGCUUGCUGCUGUACGAGUCUGCACCGUCCCCUGGUCCUCCAUAUGUCUGCUAUGUCACCCUGCCAGGAGGAAGCUGCUUUGGUAACUAUAAGGUGUGUGAGACUCAAGCAGAAGCUCGGAGGGAUGCAGCUCGUGUGGCUCUGAUGAACUCACUUGUGAACGAGCUGCCAUGUCGACGCAUCAACCCUCAGUUCAUCACUCACAGUUUGCAGCAAGCGGCCACAGACAGUGCUGUCUCUGUAGAAGAUGCUUGUGAUUCAAGCACCAGCAUAGGAACCUACAGUGUGCUGCUCCGCUCCUACGUAGGAAAGACAAUGCUGGAGUUUCAGGUAAAACAUAAAGCCAAGGCCUAUUUUUCUUCUCGCUGUGCUCAUAAAUCAUGCGGUAAUUGCGUGAAAUAUCUAUUUACUUCAAAGGAUUCAGGCUUUGUGAAGGGAUACUUUGCCGCUAAGGGAUCUGAAAUUGUGUACUUAUAAUUGGACCCCAAUUAAAGCA